Acipenser ruthenus (sterlet) is the source of this 802-nucleotide messenger RNA. RefSeq names its product interleukin-1 receptor-associated kinase 1 binding protein 1 (gene irak1bp1). Lineage: Eukaryota; Metazoa; Chordata; Actinopteri; Acipenseriformes; Acipenseridae. The record is from RefSeq and is a predicted model, not a curated record. The coding region runs from base 50 to 796 and encodes 248 amino acids. The transcript is spliced from 4 exons. Gene Ontology annotation, biological process: immune response; canonical NF-kappaB signal transduction.
GUUAGUGUUGCCAGGAACUGUUGCUAGCUUCACACAGCCAGUUGUAGUAAUGGCAGUGAACCCUUCUCGAGUGUUUGCGGCUGUAAUCCCGGUUGGGGAUGUUUACAGGGAUGAAAACGAAGGGAUGAUUCGGACCGUUCGGAGGAAUACUGAGCAGACCCCGACACGUGAGGUUCAGGUAACCGGCAACGCAGAGCUUUCCUCUGGCCCAAACAGAGCUCGGCUGUGCCUGCAGGUCAGCAGCAGAAAAGAUUCGGUAACCGAGGCAAAGAAUAGCGUCUCCAGAAGACUGGAUUAUAUUCUUCAAUCACUUAGACAACAAGGAGUAAAGGAAGAAAAUGUUACUGUAACCAAAGAUAUUCGAAGAGCUGAAAAUGCUUACUACAUGGAAGCAGAGGUCUGUGUUACCUUCUCCGACUUUGUAAAGAUGCAGAAUAUUAGCAACUUCCUGGUUGAAAAGCUCGAUAGCUCUGUCACUGUCAGUGCUCCUCAAUUUUAUCACACUACAGAGAAUCUAGAAAGCAUCAGGCGUCAGGUUUGCCUUGUUGCUGUGGGGAAUGCGCGACACAAAGCGAAAGAGGUUUGUCGUCUGGUUGGGCAGUCUUUAGGGAGACCUUUAGUUAUAAAGGAAGAGGAAACCAAAGAAUGGGAGGGUCAGUCUGAAGAGACAGAAGACCAGUCAGGAGGUUCCAGUCAACCGACUGUAAACCAGAAAAUAAAGAAUGCAACUGUAUUUGUUUCAUCAAGAAUCUUUGCUUCAUUUGAGAUUAAGGCAAAAGGAAAGAAAAACAGUUAGUUUACA